AUGCAAGAGUCCGUCGUCCAGGUGUCGCGCGUCACGAAAAUCACCAAGGGCGGGUCGCAGAUGAGCUUCCGCGCCACCGUGGUCGUGGGCGACGGCAAGGGUUUGGUUGGCGUCGGGUGCCAGAAGGCGAAGGAGGUGCAAAUCGCGGUGACGAAGGCGGCGAGCGAUGCGCGAAAGAGCGCGAAGCGAGCGCCGAUAACUAAAGGGGACACGUUCCCGCAUCGAGUGACGGUGAAGGGGAAGGGCGGCGCGGUGGUGAUGCUGCGCCCGGCGAGCCCGGGGACGGGGGUCAUCGCGGGGGGCGCGUGCCGCACGGUUUUGGAGCUGGCGGGCUAUAAGAAUUGCUUCGCGAAACAGCUCGGAAGCUCGAACCCGUUGAAUAAUGCGCGGGCGGUCGUUGCGGGGUUGAACGAGAUGCGAACGUUCAAGGAAGUGGCCAAGAUGCGGGACAUGACUUUGGAGGAGUUGUUCUCGGCGUAG
Molecule: messenger RNA, 480 nt
Organism: Ostreococcus lucimarinus CCE9901
Lineage: Eukaryota; Viridiplantae; Chlorophyta; Mamiellophyceae; Mamiellales; Bathycoccaceae
Gene: PRPS5A
Product: Plastid ribosomal protein S5A small ribosomal subunit
Exons: 1
Coding region: 1-480 (159 amino acids)
Biological process (GO): translation
Cellular component (GO): small ribosomal subunit; ribosome
Molecular function (GO): structural constituent of ribosome; RNA binding
Source: RefSeq, a predicted model, not a curated record